Molecule: messenger RNA, 2416 nt
Organism: Daucus carota subsp. sativus
Lineage: Eukaryota; Viridiplantae; Streptophyta; Magnoliopsida; Apiales; Apiaceae
Product: transmembrane E3 ubiquitin-protein ligase FLY2
Exons: 15
Coding region: 331-2019 (562 amino acids)
Molecular function (GO): zinc ion binding
Source: RefSeq, a predicted model, not a curated record
AAGUAUUAUACUACGUAAGACUACUUGCGAGUUGCAACUAUCAUCCGCUCUUAAUAUCAUCGAGUCAUCGAGUAAAUACAAUCAUAUAUUACAUGUAUGCACACAAACACAACUGUUCGGUGUAUAUAUGUAUUUGUACUGGUGUGUAUAUGUAUAUCUUGUAAUAGUAUUUUCAUCCGAUUAGGUGAAAUGGGUAGUUGAAAUUAGUAAUCUUUGUUGUAAUCGAUCACCGUUGAUCUUUCACUAUCAAUUGUUUGAUUCUGUUUUUCUUAACUCAACUUGUAAGCAAGAUUGCUUCUUUGGAUUUAGCUCAAUUCACUUGUGUCUCUAAUGGGUUCUUGUAAUAAGUCUGCUGGUACAACAUUUGAUUUGGUUGGGUUCUUUUCGAUUGUUUUACUGCUUGCUGUUAUUGUUCCGGUGGCGGCGCUAAGACCCUUGAGGGAGGCUGCUCAUUCAUGGGGUGAUGAGUGGCUUGUGGUGAGGAAGGAUGAUAAUGAACCUGCUUCAUUUUCAGCUUGGAAUAUAACAGGAACAUAUCGAGGUUCUUGGAAGUUGCUGGAUUCUACAAAUAGCACAAUCAGGUUUCCGAAAUUUGGAAAAUCCAACGGAAAUUCUGUCCUCGAAUUAAUUAGUACACCAACAAAGAUUAAUGGUGUGCAUUAUGUUCAGGGGGUGAUUAUAUUCCAUGAUGUUUUUGACAAUGAACAUGAAGUUGGUGGUGCUCAAAUCAAGGUAGAAGGGGUAUAUAUAUGGCCUUUCAGACAACUUAGAAUGGUAGCCAACAGUGGAAAAGAGGGAGAAUUUGGACAUGAAGACGACUACAUUCUAUCUAAUCCAUAUCACUUGCUUGGAGUUUUCUCAUCCCAGGUGUUUCAAGAGUCUCCACGAGACAAGAUUUGGAAGCGGAAGCACUCACCUAUAUAUGACAUCGAGAAACAUUGUAAUAUUGAGAUUGCGGCUCAGAUAUCACGUGUCCCACCGAUGCAAAAUAAUGGAGACCGUGUUCAUUAUCAUAUAGAAGGCUCAAUGGAAAGCCCUUCUGUAGAUGAUGAUGGAGAUUGCCUUCAACCCAUGUUACUGAAUGCAACUUCUGUAAACACUGAGGUUUACUACAACAAAGCAGUUAAUUACACUCUGAUGGUCACUUUUAUUUCUUUCCUUCAAGUUCUUCUUUUAAUUCGGCAAAUGGAACAUAGCAACACACAAUCUGGAGCUGCCAAAGUUUCAAUACUGGCUAUCGGGCAACAGGCUAUCAUGGAUGCAUACCUUUGUCUUUUACAUCUGACUGCGGGAAUCCUAGUUGAAUCCUUAUUUAAUGCGUUUGCAACCGCUGCUUUUUUCAAAUUUGUUGUCUUCUCCAUAUUUGAGAUGAGAUAUCUUCUUGCCAUAUGGAAGGCAAAUAGGCCUGCAAAUAACGGAGAGAGUUGGGAAGCAAUGAGGCGGGAACUUUCAGUUCUUUAUAGUCGUUUCUACGGGAUUCUCCUAGGUGGUAUUUUGGUCAUGUAUGAGUUCCAUAAAUAUUUGCGAUUUAUCCUUCUCCUUGUGCACUCCUUUUGGAUUCCUCAGAUUGUCAUCAACGUUGUUCGUGAUUCAAGAAAACCGAUGCAUCCUCAUUACAUUAUAGGAAUGAGUCUCACUCGGCUUGCAAUUCCGUUAUAUAUCUUUGGCUGUCCUCAUAAUUUUAUGCGCACAAAGCCUGACAAGGAUUGGUGCAUCUGUUUGGGGGUUUUUGUUGGGUUGCAAGCGUCAAUUCUUCUUCUACAGCACUAUCUUGGUUCUCGGUGGUUCAUUCCUCGUCAGAUUUUGCCAGAAAAGUAUAGCUACUACAGAAGGUUGGAUCAGGACAUAAACCAUGCCACAGACUGUGUCAUUUGCAUGACAGCCAUUGAUUUCUCUCAACGUCCAACUGAUUGCAUGGUGACACCAUGUGACCAUUUUUUCCAUUCUGGUUGCUUACAAAGGUGGAUGGAUAUAAAAAUGGAGUGCCCAACUUGCCGUCGUCCACUUCCACCAGCCUAGCAAGAUGUUUUGUGUUACUGCAACUUUAGUGACACAGCCCAACUUGUUAAAUGUGGUUAUGAAGUGAUGAGUUUAAACUAAAGAGAGAACAAUCGGUUUAGGAACGUAAUGGAUACAAGAGUACAAGUGGGCGACAUAGUUUGUCUUUUGUAUGUUGAUGUAAUAUGUUCUGAAAGUUUAUAGUUUUCUUUAGUUUUUAGCUUCCUUCUAUUGUAAUUAUUUUCCUUUCAAAAGUAGGUUUAACCUGGAAAUAGCCACCUUUUCUAAGGAAGAUUAAGUUUGUGUAGUUCCCGCUCAUGUUUGUAUGGAUGUAAAUACAUUUAUGUAUAUCUAUAAAGUAUAAACCAAAGAAAACAAUAUUAACUAACAUGUCAAAUAUUUGUUGAUGUGUGGUACA